UGAGACUGAGACCCUUUCUAUUCACCCAGUGCUGUGUUUUGUUUUCUUCCAACCUACCUCACCUCGCCAAGAGCUUGCUUUCUGGACAACAAUCACCACACCGUUCGUCCAUCGUCCACGCGGGCUGACAUUUCCACGAUCGACAAACGAGGUCAAUCGCAUCGUCGUCGAAGCAAUGUCGCAACCCUAUGGCGAGUCUGCUGGCUACUACGGUGGCCAGCAGCAACAACAGCAGCCUCCCUACGAUCCAAAGUAUACUCAGCAGUACAACAAUGGAUACCAGCAAGACUACAAUCAACAACAAAACUACCAGCAGGGCGGUUACCAGCAGGGCUACGCCCCUCCGCCGCCUCCUCAGCAGGGCUUCGAUAAUGGGAGCAACGGCUACGGAUACAAUGCGCCGCCCCAGGGCUACGAUCCCGAGAAGUACACCUUUGAGGAGGCUUUCAAGAUUGAGAAGCCCAAGUGGAACGAUCUUUGGGCUGCCAUUCUGUUCCUCGCCGUCUUCCUUGGCUUCGCUGCCGUCUCAGGCCUGACGAUAUCCGGAUACUCUGCGACGAAGGGUCUCAAUGGUGGUGGAAUCUAUGACGGAGGUAACACCUUCGGCCUCAGCACGAACACAAUCGUCCUCUUCGCCUUCGUUCUCGCGGUCGCAAUCGUCCUAAGCUAUGCGUACGUCUGGAUGGCCCGCUUGUUCCCCAAGGCCUUCAUCUGGGUGACGGGCAUCCUUAACAUCGUCUUCGCCCUCGUCACCGCAAUCUACAUGCUCUCGCGCAAGUACUACUCGGGCGGCAUCGUCUUCCUGAUCUUUGGCGUCUUCCUCGUCUUCGCCUUCAUCAGCUGGAUCCCUCGCAUCCCCUUCUCCGCCCUGAUGCUCAAGACCUCGAUCCAGGUCUCCAAGAAGUACGGCCACGUCUACCUCGUCUCCUUCCUCGGCGGCAUGCUUGGCGCUGCUUUUGCGGCUUGGUACUCCGUCACCCUUGUCGCGACCUACUCCAAAUAUCAGCCGUCGCAGAACAACCCGCAGUGCAGAAGUGGCCAGUGCAGCCAAGGCAAGGUUAUUGGGCUGAUUGUCUUCAUUACCUUUGCCAUGUACUGGAUCUCCGAGGUGCUCAAGAACGUGAUCCACGUCACCAUUUCAGGCGUCUACGGCUCGUGGUACUUCUGCGUCAACAACUUUCCCAAGGGCGCGACUCGCGGCGCGCUCAAGCGCUCUCUGACCUACAGCUUUGGCUCCAUCAGCUUCGGUAGCUUGAUCGUCGCCAUUAUCAACCUCCUCCGCCACCUGUGUUCCGUCGCCCAACAGCAGUCAGCCGCGGACGGCAACAUUGUUUCGUACGUGCUCUUCUGCAUCUUGAGCUGCCUCAUCUCUCUGCUCGACUGGGCCGUGUCAUUCCUCAACCGAUAUGCCUUCUCGCACAUUGCCCUUUACGGCAAGGCCUACAUCCCCGCGGCCAAGGAUACCUGGAAGAUGAUUAAGGAUCGCGGCAUCGACGCACUUGUCAACGAAUGCCUCAUCGGCCCCGUUCUCUCCUUCGGCGCCACGUUCAUCGGCUAUGCUUGUGCGUUCCUUGCCUACCUAUACAUGGUCUUCACCAACCCCGCCUACAACCAGAGCGGCAACUACACCCCUGUGGUCGUCGCCUUCUCCUUCCUCAUCGGCCUGCAGAUCGCCAACGUCUUCACGACGCCCAUCUCGAGUGGUAUCGAUACCAUUUUCGUGGCCUCUGCAUGGGACCCUCAGGUCCUCAUGCGCGAUCACCCUCAACUGUACGACGAGAUGGUUCGCGUGUACCCUCAGGUCCAGCAGGCUAUCCACGCCUAAUGUGGAGCAUAAUUGUGUAGGAGUGUGAGUCAGUGGAGAGAGUCUUAGAGGAGACGCUGGAAGACUGGAUACCCCAAGAGAAGUGCAAUCCGUCCACUUGGACGACGAACUUCGUACUAAUGAAGAAAUGGCAUUUUAUCAAUACGUCUUUAUGUUUGAGUCACUUGCGCGUGCCUGACCAUCUUCUUGUUCGCUGUUGACUGAAGCAGAAGUCUGACUCACCAACCUACAGGCUACCGACGCCAUCAGCCAGCCGAUAUACAAAAAGGAAGCCACGACACGAUCCAACAAAAGAUAAUGUCCCUAGCAAGGCUCGAACUUGCGACCUUUGGAUAUCCCUAGAUGAUCUAGAGUCAUAUGUAUUUGAUAUGAGACCAACGCUCUACCGACUGAGCCAUAGAGACAGUUGUUCAUGUCUGUGACCGACGGAUGGGUACCCAAGGACCCUCAGGGUGCCGGAGGCAGUGAAAAGAAGGGGUUGCGGAACCCAGAUGAGCAAAAGAUAUUGACCAGCCUGGGGGUCGAACCCAGAAUCUCCUGAUUACACGAAUCUCUCAACUCUCGAUUAGAGGGAUGAAGGGGAAUCGUAGUCAGACGCCUUGCCAUUGGGCCAACCGGCCUUGGAAGAAGAUUCAAGUGGAACUGCUUGAUGAGAGGCGUCGCCAGAUUGGAGUUCAUGAAGGAGAAGAGACGGGUUUGCGGGGCUACUGCGAGAAAGGAUUAGUCGUGGAGAUCAUGAAAAAUUCUGCAAAGAGUUUUUCUCGGGCUUGGAUGCAGAUUUUUUUCACGAUGGGGGCCGGCCGGUGUUGCGGUGGAUGGUGGAGACGGGGUGGCCGGGUCGGUGACGAGCGGAUCGGGGCGGGGGCCGGUGGUCUGAGGUGUGGACGGCGAGUGUUGGUGGGGAACGCGGGGUCGGAAUGGCGUCCGGAAGAGAAUGACAGCGGGGUGCUAUCUAUUACGGCAAACAUUUCAUAAGGUAGAAGGCAUGGGGGGCCUUUGGGCCUGGCUUCUCUUUCAAGCAGUGCCCAGUAACGCAUCAACGUUGGGUCACAGCGGCGGUCCAUAAGCACAACACUCUCCAAGUUCAGGUAAGCAGUUCGAUCGAGUCCAGAAGUUCAUUCAAUUUGGUUGCCACUACUAAAGCACACAUAGCGCGUCCAUCUUCACCAAUUUUCAUCCAAUUCCUGCACUCCAUCCGUCUCUGCUCCCUCGAGCUCGCCUAUCCUCGACUGUCACUCAGCCAGAAUCUCAGCACCUCCAAUCCAAGCGCCAUUUCACGCUCACGCGUUCGGGAUCGUACCACGCAACGCUGGCUGCUAUCCCCCUCUCCCUCCCCGGGAGGGCAUUGUACAUCUCCUGAUGCAACAUUCACGCGUCACCGACGCGGGUCUCAGCAACUUACCAGUCACUGUUGGCCAUCUUGAUGUCUUCAGAUGUCUCUCCCACUUGGGUGUUCUCAACGGAGAACGUUCGGUGAGGGGCAAUUCUCAAUUGCUCGAGCCUGCGAAUGAGUAAUUCUAUUUCUUCUGAAAUGUAAUUAACAUCCACCCCUUCGUCCGAUUCCAUCGGCGGCGCAUCAGUCAUGAUUACAUCCUCAUCAUGCCGUCCAUUCGACUGGUCGGCAUCACGUCGCUCGACGUUCACCACGAAGUUCACACGCUCUUCGUUGCCGACUGCGGUCACCGUCGCCCCUUUCCAACAAAAUCAGCCAACGCGCCCGCUCUAAAACACGCCCACGGCACGAAUGCCCGAACUUACUGUACCUUGAGCCCCCAGCGUCAUUUGUCUCAAUCACCAUCCAGACACCGCGAUCGCGGCGAACAAGGGACCAGUCGCUCUCCCGCGCGAUCUCUGCGGGACGCGACUCCGCGACCUCGGCCACGAUGCGAGCGACCUGGCGCUCCAGCGCCUCUAGGUCCAAGGUUACGUGAGAAGGAUUCAUCGUGUCUUACCUGACGCGUCUCUUCCUACGCGUUCUCUAUUCAAACGAAGCGUGUCCCAGACACUGCUCGAACUCCAAGCUCGCGCGAAGCAAAACGAGAAAGAAAAAAGGAAACGCUGAAAAGGAAGGCACCGCUGCCUCGUUCUCCCCCGGACGAUGGAAGGAAAGGAGAAUGAUGAAAGGAAGAAAAAGAAAGAGGGAGGGAAGGAAAGGAAAGGCUGCAAGCAAGCCAAUUUAUCCUUUCAGACGCGACGAGGACCUUCCAACCGCGUCGUGCCAACAGGGAUUGUGUCCAGACAAACUGUGGAUAGCCUACUGCCUAUUACGACUCUGCUUACCACCCUCCAGAAAGCAACUGCCAAUACGUAUCUCCUCUCGGCAGGCAUCGGCUGAAGUGAUAAGAUGCAACAGUCUCCCAACGUCGGAGGAUCGUUGUUCCCUUCUGAUGACUUAGCAAUGCAGCCAAGGUGAUUUGCAUGGUUGUGAUUGGAUAGAGAGCUUCAGGCUUGGGUUUGCUGCAGUUGGUUACACAGGAGAGGUGUAUCGGGAUGGACGACCGGGUUCUCGUAUAUCAACACCAUCAAUGCCAUCAUUCAUACGUGUAAGAUACUUCGAUACUUAGCAUAGACCAUGUCGGUCCCGCCCAACAGCCCCUCAUGACUAAGUACGGACGUUAAAUACAUUAUCAUCAUUGUCAUCACUCACUAUCGCUGAGCUCUCACCGCC
This is a messenger RNA of Colletotrichum scovillei, 4493 nucleotides long. RefSeq lists its product as uncharacterized. The transcript has 3 exons. Gene Ontology annotation, biological process: transmembrane transport. Bases 176 to 1825 code for a protein of 549 amino acids. Gene Ontology annotation, molecular function: transmembrane transporter activity. Lineage: Eukaryota; Fungi; Ascomycota; Sordariomycetes; Glomerellales; Glomerellaceae. Gene Ontology annotation, cellular component: plasma membrane. The record is from RefSeq and is a predicted model, not a curated record.